UUAAGAGUUAAUCACACUAGCAGGUUCGAGUCACCUAUAAAUAGUCUGGUCAAAAUGUAUAGAAUUUAUUGCUCGGACAACAGCGACAUAACUAUCCUUCAGACAUGCUAUUUUGGAAUUAUUUAGUAUUUCUUCUUAUAGUCGCAGGAUGGACUCGGGCACAUCAAGAGCUUGUAUGGUUAGAGGACUUGAACAGCCUACAUGACCUUAGAGAAUUAGAAACAGCAUUGCCAAGCAUGUUACAUUUCAACAUCAAACGAUUGAGUGGCGAGAACAUCAAGUUACACCUUCAAGAAAACAAACGCUUGAACGCCAACGCCCCUGUCUAUGUUGGUGGGUCACUGAAUGGUAAACAUACAGCAAUGGAGGCAGAUGUCCCACUUAUCUCUGGUACGAAGUUUUAUCAAGACAGAAGUUUAGGAGCAGCUGUUAAGGUUUCAUGUGCCGAUAUUCCAGAUGAAGCCUGCAAGAGGGUUGUGGAAGGCAGUGUUUACAUUGAUGGAGACAAUUAUGACAUCAAACCUUCUUCCAUCGCAUACAAUCUACGUUCAAUGGGAAACGAGAAAAACAUGCUGCAUAUCUUACGGAGAAUUGAAGCACCCAAAAUGUUUGAGAAAAAUGGGAACUUGCGAGGGCUAUAUGGCGCUGACUUCAAAUACAUUCCUGAUGAAGAAACAGAAGGUGCCUCUAGCCAUGAUCAUAAACAGAUUCCUGGUAAGCCAAACAGGAGAGGUUUCUAUGAAGAUGAUGACACUCUACUUCCAAGAAGGCCAAAUGUUCCUCUACAAUAUGAUGAGGAGUUACGAUCUUUACUCCAUGAUGCGGAAAUAGAAGACCAGAUCAAAGAACUGUAUGAACAUGAAAACAGGCAGAAAAGGGCAGAGGCAGAGGGAAGAUUAUACGCUGUUGAAAUCGUCCUUGUGGUGGAUUCAAGUCUUUGGGAUAAAUACUAUGCAAAAGUAGAAGCCAACAACAGGAUGAACAAGGACACUGCCACCAUGUAUUUUCUUCGAGAACGUCUCGCUCACAUCAUAAACGGUGUAAGUUUGAGAUAUGAAGAAAUUGAAGAUCCGGCUAUGAAUGUGUAUGUGACCAUUUCACAAUUUCUUAUUUAUAAGAGUAGAAAUGCAUCAAAUCCACUGUCACCAAAUGUGGAAACACCAUCGAGGGAUGGGACAAUAUAUGCUGAUAGUGACGUGUAUAUUGAUGGUCUUGUUCAGUGGGUAAAAACGGCACCAGUAAACGAACAUGAUGACCAUGUAAUGGUUAUAACUGGAUAUGAGCUGUACUAUGACAAUAACAUAAACAAUAAUGGUGUGGCGGGCGUGGCCUAUGUGGGAGGUGCUUGUGGGUCGUACAGAGUUUCUGUACAACAGGAUGAUGAUUACUUUGUCGUAACAUCUGUGGCAGCCCAUGAGCUAGGACAUAAUCUUGGAGCUGAUCACGAUGGUUCAGGAUCAAGUUCUGACUGUAAACCACGGGAAAAGUUCAUCAUGGCUCCGUUUAUAACAACAUUCAGAACGGGUGAACCAUACUCUGUUAAUCCAUGGCGCUUUUCACAAUGCUCAAUUGAUGCAUUCAAAAAGUUUUUCGGCAGUGUACGAUGCUUUUUGGACCAUGGUGACUAUUAUGACAAGAAUGAAUGGGAUGAGCACAAUAAGCGGUUACCUGGUGAAAGAUUUACACUCGACGAGCAAUGCAAACUUAUUAGGGGAGAUAACUCAAGAUUUUGUAGACAAGCAGGCCAGGAGUCAAACGAAGAAAUAUGUCGUGUAAUGAAGUGCUUACAGCCAGGUGCUAAUUAUUGUCAUUUUCAUGCUGCAGCUCGGGGAACCCCAUGUGGUAAAUCUGGACUAAAUAAGUGGUGUAUCGAUGGCAAGUGUGUGGAAAGAGAAAGUAUUGCAACAACAAGGAGGCCAGUUGCCACAACCAAAUCCCAGCGCACCACAACACAAUCCCGGGAAACCACAUCACAAUCCCGGGAAACCACAUCACAAUCCCGGGAAACCACAUCACAAUCCCGGGAAACCACAUCACAAUGGUCAGAAUCCACAUCAGAAGAGCCGAGUACCACAACAGAGAGUACCACAUACUCCACAGAGACUACUACUGGUUCCUGUAUUGAUAGUGGCUGGCAUGGCUGGUCUUGCCAGAGGCUUUCACGCUUUUUCCUCAAAUCAUAUAAAUAUGAACCAAGUAUCUGGUGCAGGGAUAAAUAUUGGGCACAUAUUUGCUGUGCUUUAUGUUAUGCAUCUUCACACCCUACAACUACCCAAGCAUGUGUUGAUGAAGGAUACCAUGGCUGGAGUUGUGAAAAAGUCUCGAAAUAUUUCAAAAACCGUUACCACCUGGAGCCGAUACAUUGGUGUUCUGACCCAAAGUGGGAGAGGAAAUGCUGCAACUAUUGUGCACAUAAUGCAUUUUGAUUUACCUUAACCAUGGCUGAAAUUACUUGAAUUUGUCUCACAAAGGACAAUCUAUGAUAAAAAAACAUUGAAUUUCAUGUUUAAAUAUUGUUUUGGAACAUUUUGUGUUUGAAUGUUUGUAUUUGAUUAAACCAUUUUGUAUUCGCAAUAUAUAUAGUUAUAAAUUAUUUUUCACAAUUUGUCAUGUGAUGUUUACCAAAGAGCAUUAAAGUUUCUUAGAAAAAUG
This is a messenger RNA of Ruditapes philippinarum (Manila clam), 2652 nucleotides long. RefSeq names its product A disintegrin and metalloproteinase with thrombospondin motifs 18-like. The record is from RefSeq and is a predicted model, not a curated record. NCBI's taxonomy places the organism in Eukaryota, Metazoa, Mollusca, Bivalvia, Venerida, Veneridae. Gene Ontology annotation, biological process: proteolysis. Gene Ontology annotation, molecular function: metalloendopeptidase activity. The transcript has 19 exons. The coding region runs from base 105 to 2426 and encodes 773 amino acids.